Aspergillus calidoustus is the source of this 1029-nucleotide messenger RNA. Lineage: Eukaryota; Fungi; Ascomycota; Eurotiomycetes; Eurotiales; Aspergillaceae. The record is from the annotation of a GenBank genome assembly.
AUGCUCAUUGGCCUAAGUGGAGGUAUCUGCGCCGGAAAGCAUGCCGUUGCAGAGUAUUUAAUCCAACACCAAGGCUUCCGACUUCUCGAAUUGAAGAACAACGGCGUCUCCCAUACCGCCCGUGAUCCCCGGCUACAGCACAUAAACCUUACAAUUAAUCAGGAUUCGCGGUUGGAGUUUGAUACUGCCGAAUCCCUUCUCGACUUCGCUACGAAGAGAUGGCAAGAACACUGGGUCACCACACACAGCUGGAAUGUUGCGACCCUUGACCGUUUCCUGCAGCGCCCUUUUUUCCUCCUGGUGAGCGUCGAUGCACCGGUCAGCCUGCGAUGGAAGCGCUUCGCGGAAAGAUGUGAAAAAAACCAACUCGAAGCCCCGCACCUCGAGGAAUUCGUUCUCUGGAAUGACAAGCAACUCUACGAGAAAAAUGUCGGUCGUGCAGUCCUCACCGACCGAGCGCAACUCCGCCUGUUUAACUCAUCAUCGUCCCUGGAUGAGCUACACGCCGCUCUAAAGGCGCUCAAUCUAGCCGAUGAACAACGCCUACGCCCAAAUUGGGAUCAGUACUUCAUGGAACUCGCGUCUCUUGCCGCACAACGAAGUAACUGCAUGAAACGCCGAGUAGGUUGCGUUCUUGUCAGAGAACGCCGCGUUAUCAGUACCGGCUAUAAUGGAACCCCUCGGCACCUACAAAACUGCAACGAGGGUGGAUGCCCGAGAUGCAACCGUGGUGAGGGAGGAGGAGUUGGCCUGUCGACGUGCCUUUGCCUCCAUGCUGAAGAAAACGCCUUGCUGGAGGCGGGGAGGGAGCGCAUACGAGAAGGCUCAAUUUUGUAUUGCGACACAUGCCCUUGCCUGACUUGUACUGUCAAGAUUGCACAGGUUGGAAUUUCGGAGGUCGUGUACUCGCAAGGCUAUAAUAUGGAUAAGGAUAGUGCGGCAAUUCUUGAAGCGGCAGGCAUACGUUUAAGACAGUUUUCUCCCCCUCGGAAUGGUCUCAUCUACCUCGAAGACCCAGAAGGGAAAUAA